AAAAAAUACAGAAAUGGAGAAAUGGAGAAAAACUCUUCCAACAUGAUCCAUCUUACUGCAGACUCUCCAAAUAAACCAGAAACUGUGUGUAUUUUUGGAACAGGAGAUUUUGGAAGAUCCCUGGGACAUAAGAUGCUCCAGUGUGGUUACUCUAUAGUGUUUGGAAGCCGAAAGGCACAGACUUCUAGCCUGAUUCCCAAAGGUAUAGAGGUGUUGAGCCAUGCAGAAGCUGCGAAAAAGUCCAACAUAAUUAUUGUAGCAAUCCAAAGAGACCAUUACAACUUUCUGUCAGAGCUAACUGAAGUUCUCCAUGGAAAAGUAUUGGUGGAUGUAAGCAACAACCUAAAAAUAAACCAAUAUCCUGAAUCCAAUGCAGAGCACCUUGCUCAACUGGUGCCAGGUGCAAAGGUGGUAAAAGCCUUCAACACUGUGUCAGCCUGGGCCCUGCAGUCAGGAACACUAGAUGCAAGCCGACAGGUGUUUGUUUGUGGAGAUGACAGCAAAGCUAAAGAAAUGGUGAUGGGUAUUGUUCGGACUCUUGGUCUUACACCACUGGAUCAAGGCUCUCUUCUGGCAGCCAAAGAGAUAGAGAAUUACCCACUACAGCUCUUUCCAAUGUGGAAGUUUCCCAUCUACUUGUCUCUUGGCCUAAGUGCAUUCCUCUUUUUCUACUGUUUGAUCCGUGUAGUAAUCUACCCUUAUGUUUAUGAAAACAAAAACUUUUCAUUUUUUGUUGUAAUUUCCAUUCCUAAUAGGAUCUGCCCAAUAGUGGCACUCAUCCUUCUUGCCUUGGUUUAUCUUCCUGGAGUAAUAGCUGCAAUUAUCCAGCUACAUAGAGGAACAAAAUACAGCCGUUUCCCAGACUGGCUGGACAAAUGGAUGCUCUGUAGGAAGCAGCUUGGACUAGUGGCCUUGGCUUAUGCUUUUUUACAUGUUUUGUACACCCUUGUUAUACCUAUUCGCUAUUACGUAAGAUGGAAACUAAAUUCGUAUACCAUCUCUCAGAUACAGAACAACAGAACAGAUCCAUUUAACUACUCUAUGGGCUGGCAUAGUGACUCUUAUUUGGCACUGGGGAUCCUGGGAUUUUUUCUGUUCAUCUUGCUAGGAAUAACUUCCUUGCCCUCAGUCAGCAACAAUGUCAACUGGAGGGAAUUUCGAUUUGUACAGUCCAAACUGGGAUACCUGACACUGAUUUUAUGUACUGCACAUACACUGGGCUAUGGUGGGAAGAGGUUCCUCAGCGCUUCAUUUUACAGAUGGUAUCUUCCAGAAGCAUAUACGCUUUCACUCAUUGUUCCUUGCAUUGUACUGAUCAUUAAAUUUGUUAUUAUAUUCCCAUGUUUAGACAGACCCCUCACACGAAUUAGGCAAGGCUGGGAGAGGAACCCACAAGAGUUCAAAAAUUCAAACUACAACUCUGCUGUAUAACCAUAUAGUAAACACCCAAGCUGUAUCUCAUUGCAAUGUCUAAACCAUUUAAACUUCUAUACUAAAUCAAUGCCUUUUUCUACCUUGCCUGAAAGAAAAGGAGCAAGGGGAAAAUUUAGCUAGGCCCUGACCAUAUGUAUCCAAGGCUAAAUUUAAAUGUUAAUCAAGAGGCCACUUGGGAUGCUGCAUACCAUGCAUGCUCUGAAGUCAUGCGUUCACUGGAUUUGCCUCUCAUGGUAUCAAGUUACCACAAACCUUUCCCUCUUGCUCUCCUGGCUGAGAACCGGAGAAGGAAAAGAUGUCUAAUUUCCCUCCUUUGAUGGUAAGGAGCCCCAGUCUGAAUAAAGUACCACCACUUGUAAGGUUAACCCUGACUUGAUCCUUGGCAAAGAAGAGCUCAGCUCUUUCAAGACUUUGUUUGCCCCACAUUAACCUUGGCAGAGGAGAUCAAUAGCUACACCCAACUCAUACCUUAGAGUUGACUGAGGUCUUCCAUUGUUAGAAAUGGCUAGGCCAUGAUCGUUGUCAUACUGAACUACUAGAAACUCAGCAAGCAGGCAAGAAGAGUAUUUCCAAAAUUCAGCUUUGGCAAAGAGGCCUGGCUCAGGAAAAGACUUUGGUCAUUGCAGUCACAAAUAUAAGCUUUUCUACAAGUACAGAUGAAGGGUGACCAGUAAUUCUAUGCUUGUAAUAUGUUAUAAUUACUUAUGGAAUAUGCUAUUGUACUGGAAUUUUUGUUUAAUAUGUUCAAUAAAAAUAAAGACUUUUUCUUUCCAAAAUAUA
Molecule: messenger RNA, 2214 nt
Organism: Alligator mississippiensis (American alligator)
Lineage: Eukaryota; Metazoa; Chordata; Crocodylia; Alligatoridae
Gene: STEAP4
Product: STEAP4 metalloreductase
Biological process (GO): copper ion import
Cellular component (GO): plasma membrane; endosome
Molecular function (GO): cupric reductase (NADH) activity; ferric-chelate reductase (NADPH) activity
Source: RefSeq, a predicted model, not a curated record